Pogona vitticeps (central bearded dragon) is the source of this 501-nucleotide messenger RNA. It is a transcript of the gene NDUFB2, whose product is annotated as NADH:ubiquinone oxidoreductase subunit B2. The record is from RefSeq and is a predicted model, not a curated record. Gene Ontology annotation, biological process: mitochondrial respiratory chain complex I assembly. Gene Ontology annotation, cellular component: respiratory chain complex I; mitochondrial inner membrane. Lineage: Eukaryota; Metazoa; Chordata; Lepidosauria; Squamata; Agamidae.
AUCAGGGCUCGGGUUCUUGGGAGGCGCCGUGUAGCCAAUGGCAGAAAGCGACAUUGCGGGCGGGUGAAGGGCUCCGCCGGCGGCCGCCAGGAUGAUUGGGCCUCUGUGUCGAGGGGCCGGGGGUCUCCGCCUCGUCGCGGGGCUCCUUCGCGCCCGAAGUGGCACCGGUGUCGUGUCAGGAGUCCGGCGUUCCAGUGAACAUGGUGAAUUUUCCUACCGCCAGGCACCAAAAAUAACCCGGUACCAGAUCAUCGUGUCUGAAUCAGUUAGUGGCUUCAUGUGGUUCUGGAUCCUGUGGCACUGCUGGCAUGAUUAUGAUGAAGUGCUGGGCCAUUUUCCUUAUCCAGAUGUGACUCAGUGGACAGAUGAAGAACUAGGAAUCCCUUCUGAUGAUGAAUAGAUCUGUUCCAAAAUGUCCGGGAGCAGACCUACAGAAAUGAAUGCUUCACUUUCUAUAGACUUCGAAUUCAAAUUAUAAAUAAAACUAGAAAACACAGCUCA